AUGAAGCAAGGUCUCCUUCCCAGCUUAGAAGAUCUACUUUUCUAUACUAUUGCAGAAGGACAAGAAAAAAUACCAGUUCAUAAAUUCAUAACUGCACUCAAAUCUACAGGAUUGCGUACAUCUGAUCCUCGAUUGAAAGAGUGCAUGGACAUGUUAAGGCUGACCCUGCAGACAACUUCGGAUGGUGUUAUGCUGGACAAAGACCUUUUUAAAAAGUGUGUACAAAGUAAUAUUGUGUUGCUUACUCAAGCUUUCAGGAGGAAGUUUGUCAUUCCAGAUUUUAUGUCGUUUACUUCGCAUAUUGAUGAGUUAUACGAAAGUGCUAAAAAACAAUCUGGAGGAAAGGUUGCUGACUAUAUUCCUCAACUGGCCAAGUUCAGCCCUGAUUUGUGGGGUGUGUCACUUUGCACAGUGGAUGGACAGAGGCAUUCUGUUGGCGACACCAAAGUUCCGUUUUGUCUUCAGUCCUGUGUAAAGCCUUUGAAAUACGCUAUUGCUGUUAAUGAUCUUGGCACAGAGUACGUGCACAGAUAUGUGGGUAAAGAGCCUAGUGGAUUAAGAUUCAACAAAUUGUUCCUGAAUGAAGAUGACAGGCCUCAUAACCCUAUGGUGAAUGCUGGAGCAAUUGUGAUCACGUCUUUAAUCAAGCAAGGAGCAAAUAAUGCAGAAAAAUUUGACUACGUGAUGCAGUUCAUGAAUAAAAUGGCUGGUAAUGAGUAUGUUGGAUUCAGUAACGCUACGUUCCAGUCUGAAAGAGAGAGUGGCGAUAGAAACUUUGCAAUCGGCUAUUACUUGAAAGAAAAAAAGUGCUUUCCUGAAGGCACGGAUAUGGUUGCAAUACUAGACUUCUAUUUUCAGCUUUGCUCAAUAGAAGUAACGUGUGAAUCGGCAAGCGUGAUGGCAGCAACUCUGGCUAAUGGUGGCUUUUGCCCAAAAAAAAGAGUACUGAGUCCUGAAGCAGUCCGGAAUACCUUGAGUUUAAUGCAUUCUUGUGGCAUGUAUGACUUCUCAGGGCAGUUUGCCUUCCAUGUUGGUCUUCCUGCAAAAUCUGGAGUUGCUGGUGGGAUUCUUCUGGUUGUUCCUAAUGUCAUGGGCUUGAUGUGCUGGUCGCCUGCUUUGGACAAGAUGGGCAACAGUGUUAAAGGAAUUCACUUUUGUCAUGAUCUGGUUUCUUUGUGCAAUUUCCAUAACUACGAUAAUUUGAGACACUUUGCAAAAAAGCUUGAUCCUCGCAGAGAAGGUGGUGAUCAGCGGGUGAAAUCUGUGAUAAAUCUACUGUUUGCUGCCUACACGGGGGAUGUGUCUGCACUCCGGAGAUUUGCUCUGUCAGGAAUGGAUAUGGAACAAAGAGACUACGACUCACGAACAGCUCUGCAUGUAGCAGCUGCAGAAGGACAUGUGGACGUUGUUAAAUUUCUACUGGAAGCCUGCAAAGUGAAUCCUUUCCCCAAAGACAGGUGGAAUAACACUCCCAUGGAUGAAGCUUUACAUUUUGGACACCAUGAUGUAUUUAAAAUUCUUCAGGAAUAUCAGGUCCAGUACACGCCAUCAGAGGAUUCCAACAACGGAAAGGAGAACCGAACGGUUCAUAAAAAUCUAGAUGGCUUAUUAUAAUCGUCUUCAGCUAGAUCCUAAGAAUCAAAUCACUUACCUAUUUAAUUGUGAUAUGCAUAAGUAAUGAAGAGCGUGUGUGUUUCUAUCUGAUAGUGGUAUAUAUUUUACAGAAGUCUCUGUUACUUCAGUGUUAUGUUACAGGAGUUUCUAUACGCACAGGACAAAUCCAAUCUCUCUC
Messenger RNA from Tauraco erythrolophus (red-crested turaco), 1792 nucleotides. NCBI's taxonomy places the organism in Eukaryota, Metazoa, Chordata, Aves, Musophagiformes, Musophagidae. The record is from RefSeq and is a predicted model, not a curated record.